AUGACUCAAUUACUUGGCAUAGAAUUCGCACCUCUUAAUGUGCCUUUGGAAAGACGACUUCAAACUUUGGGUGCAAUACAUUUCUUCAUGAUCUCCUUAAUACUACCUGUUUUGACGGUUAUUUUUGCAGUUUAUAUGCUAUUCACUAUUCUGUGGCCGAUAUCAACGGCAUACUUUGUUUGGUUGUAUUACGAUUGGAAUUCACCGAAACGUGGUGCUUACCGUUCCACUUGGUUUUUACGGCAACGGAUUCACAACUGGUAUGCAAACUACUUCCCGGUCAAACUACACAAAACAGCAGAGUUGAGCCCUGACGAGAACUAUCUAGUAGGCAGUCACCCUCAUGGAAUCAUAUCAAUGUCAGCAUUCAUCAACUUUGCCACCAACGGGACUGGAGUUCUUGAGAUGUUUCCCGAGAUCAGCUUUCAUCUCUGCACUUUAGUAGGGCAAUUUUAUACGCCAUUUCGACGAGAAUGGGGUCUAUUGCAUGGAAUGAUCGAUUGUAGCCGUGAGAGCCUUUACCAUGUUCUCAACGGCGAAAAGGGCAAAGCUUGCGUGCUAGUAGUCGGUGGAGCUGAAGAAGCUCUUGAUGCUCAUCCAGGUCAUCACAUUCUAACCAUUCACAAACGUAAAGGAUUCAUCAAGUUAGCUCUGGAAACUGGCGCUCAACUUGUGCCAUGCUAUUCUUUCGGAGAAAACGAUCUAUUCCAUCAGGCGGACAACCCAAAAGGAUCCACAAUAAGAAUGAUUCAAACGACACUAAAGAAUUUCGUGGGCAUAUCACCUCCAGUUUUCCACGGUCGAGGUGUCUUCAACUACAACUUCGGUUUACUGCCGUAUAGGAAACCAGUUAACACCGUUUUGGGAGCACCAAUCAAAGUGGUCAAGACCGAAAAUCCAACCCAAGAACAGAUAGACGAUUUACACAGAGAAUACGUCACGAAGCUGCAGGAACUAUUCGACACAAACAAAACCAAGUACGGUGUCCCUUCGCAGACACAACUAGUACUGCAGUAA
This is a messenger RNA of Haemonchus placei, 1017 nucleotides long. NCBI's taxonomy places the organism in Eukaryota, Metazoa, Nematoda, Chromadorea, Rhabditida, Trichostrongylidae. The record is from the annotation of a GenBank genome assembly.